Trematosphaeria pertusa is the source of this 790-nucleotide messenger RNA. RefSeq lists its product as uncharacterized. The record is from RefSeq and is a predicted model, not a curated record. The transcript is spliced from 2 exons. The coding region runs from base 95 to 646 and encodes 183 amino acids. NCBI's taxonomy places the organism in Eukaryota, Fungi, Ascomycota, Dothideomycetes, Pleosporales, Trematosphaeriaceae.
CUCCGAAAACCUACAAUUUAAGUUCCAAUUCUCAAUUUGUCUCGAAAUCCCAUUCUACAGCUCUACAACUUCACGAAUUCACAAGCAAUCCAUUAUGAGCGCUUCAAAGAACGACGCUGCCGUUGCCAACCAAGAGGGCCAGUUCGGCUCGCGAGUGCCCGGCUCUGAGCCUCUCCAGACGGGCGGUCACAAGCCAGGUGUCCUUGCCUCAGAGAGCGACCGCGCCCCCGAGUUCUCCGCCCAAACCCUGCCGCCAGGCUCUGCACCCGCCAACGCAACCUACGAGCCGAACCCGGACCUCAACAACCAGAAGAUGUACCAAAAGGCGUCGGAAACCAUCCAGGGCGCCGACUCGUCCGACGUGCACACCGGUCUCGGCCAUCCCGGCCAGGGCGAGACUUCCACCGAGCUCCGACAUGACGGCCAGCACGGUAGGAAGAAGCAAGGUCUGGGAACCAUCGGACUGGGUACGACGGAGGAGAAGGGCGAUGUUGUUCAAGGUCGGGAUCCUGAGUUCGCGCACCAGAGGAAUUUGCCAGAGGAUGUGCCGAGUGGACAGCGCGGGAAUAUAGGUGGUCCGCCGGCUGAGGAGAGGGUGCCUGAGAGCGCCGAGACGGUUGCGGUCGAGAAUAAGCUUAAUCGGUAAACGGACUGAAGGAUAUGGCGUGUAUGGGAUGCCCUUAACCGGGAAUCUGCUUAGUACUCGGAUACGGAUUUGAUGACAGCUUGAAAGGCUGAUCCGUCAUGUAAAGUCCAAAAAUCUGGAAUGCAUUUUAAUGACAUGAGUCUA